UAGAGAGUGUAUCUGUGCAGAUGUUGUGCAUGUGUGUGUGUGUGUGUGUGUGUGUGUGUGUGUGUGCUAUAGUUUGCAUGCGUGUGGGCCUUGAAUGUGUGUAUUCGUGUGUGUGUGAGAAGCUCCAAUCUCAGUUGGGCAGAAACAAUAGAACCUCUCUGAUUACAUCUCCCUGUACAGGGUGUGUGUGUGUGUGUGUGUGUGUGUGUGUGUGUGUGUGUGUGUGUGUGUGAGAAGCUUCGGGGGGGAGGAAAGGGUGGCGGCGGUCGCGGAGGAGGAAAGGGGGGGUGCAACGCUGGGACCUGCCCCCCCCAUCCCUCCCUCCUCUGCUCCGUCUCCCUUCCUCUCGCGCCCGCCUGGCGUCUCAUUGGUUAACUCCCCGGCUGUGUGUUUAUGUGAUUGGUCAGGGCGGGGUAUAUAUGCUCAGCGUGGGUCGGUUAAGUCUGGCCACAAGUUUCAAAACUUUCAACCGGGGCAGAGAGACGGAGAGACGGAGAGACGGACGUGUGUGACGGAGGGGAAUCGAGCGUUGGACAAACCGCUGCACCGCACUCUCCAAACAAGAACUGUUGACUUCUGGGAAAAGAAGCAGAGAAGAAAGCGUUUGGUCAUCGUGGAGCGUCUUCGGGGGGAAUAUCCUGCAACCACAACGAGUUUGUUUUCUCUCUCCCCCCCCCCUCCUCUCACAUCUCGAUGCUUUGUUUUGGGAUCUCUGCUCCCAACCCGUCAGAUUCCUCUUCUCUUGAUCUUCCUCUUCGUCGUCUGAAACAUUUCGAGCUGCAAAUCUUUUCCAGAACUUUACAACCCAACGAACCGAGACAGACGUUUACGGACUUCCAGUCGGACUAAAGAGUUGAACCGGAGCCCGGUUUCUGGGAUGAAUUUAAACGAGCCCAGCUUGUCCAGAGAGACUCUGCUGCACGCCAGCCGGAUGUCCCUCGGGGGCCCCUGGGCGUCCGGGACCCCGAGCCCGGCGUCCGAUUCUGAAAUGGGUUUUGAGCCGAACCUCUCGGGGGACUGCAGUUCUCCCGACGGCCUCGGAGGCGGGAACGUGAGGAGGACGGAAGCGAGGCUUUCUCUGACACCCGGUUCGGGGGGACGGAGUCCGAACCUGACCCAGGCGGGAGGCGUGUCGGCGGGCAUGGCCGACGGCAAGGCGGUGGGGGGCGAGCAGAGGAUCCGCAGGCCCAUGAACGCCUUCAUGGUCUGGGCCAAAGAUGAGAGGAAGCGUCUGGCCGUGCAGAACCCGGACCUGCACAACGCUGUGCUCAGCAAGAUGCUCGGUCAGUCCUGGAAGGCUCUGAGUGCUCCAGACAAGCGACCGUUUGUGGAGGAAGCAGAACGUCUCCGCGUCCAGCACCUCCAGGAUCACCCCAACUACAAGUACCGGCCUCGCCGCAAAAAGACCACCAAGAAACUGAAGCGGGUGGAACCGGGGCUCCUGCUCCACAGUUUGGCCCAGGGCGGGGCCCCGGGCCUCGGGUUAGGACCUGGUAUCGGCCCCUUGGGUGCAGAAAGUGGAGGUUCAGCUUAUGGACAUCUAGGCGCCCACCCUCCACAUCACCAUCAUUCCCACCACCUGCUGCACCCUCUCGGCCACUUCAGGGACCUGCAGGCCCCCGGACACCCGGAGCUGGAGAGCUAUGGCCUGCCCACUCCGGAGAUGUCCCCUCUGGAUGUUCUGGAAGAUGGAGCCGGGGAAUCUGUGUUUUUCCCCCAACAUAUGCAAGAGGAGGCGGGGAUGGGAGGUUGGAGUGGCUACCACCACCACCUGCACCAUCACAACCAGCAUUACAGCCAUAAUUACAACAACCACAGUCACCACAACGCCAUGAAUGGUGCAGCAACACACACUCAGAGUUCAGGACUGGGUGUCGGUGCCGGUCUGAGCACCUGUUUGAGUCCAGGUAGAAGCUCCAGAGUCGAGUCGAGCAUGAGCUCUCGGUUAAAUCACUCCUCCGGUCACCACAUCGCCUUGAGGAGUCCCGUAAAGUGCCCACCGUCUCUAUCCGACUCCUCCUCGCUGGGUUCCUACCCCCAGCCCUCCAUCAGCCUCCCUGAGCCCAUAAAGUCCCAUCAACCCGCCGCUUCAGGCUACUUCAGCCAGAUGUAUGGGAACAGCGCUCCCAACGCAGCAUAUUACAUGCCCUCCCACCUGGGGCAGCUGUCACCUCCUCCUGAGACCUCUCCUUCCUCCUGCUCGUCAUCCACCUUCCCUCCUCCUUUGCACUUAGACCCCUCCAAUCCGGAGUCCUCCUGCCAUCUGGGCUCCUCUUCUGCUGAGUUUUGGUCCGAGGUGGACAGGCAUGAGUUUGACCAGUAUGUAAAUGUGGGCAGGAGUCGAGAGGAGGCCUACGGACGUGGCGGGGGCUGUGGGGGCGGGUCCAAAGUCCUGAGUGGACGCAGUAGCAGUAGUGUCGGUAGUAGCGUGAGUAGCAGUGUCAGUAGUACCAUGAACAGGGAUGUGGGUAGCAUUCUGAGCGGUGCCGUGGGGUGUGAUGAAGGGAGCAGCCCUCUUAUAUCGGCUCUGUCUGAUGCCAGCAGUGCUGUCUAUUACAGUGCAUGUAUCACUGGAUGAAUCCUCUCACAUGCACCUCACUGCAUGCUGCACACUUUGGUCUGGUUCAUCUGAACCCUUGUUACAUGAUCCGGAGGAUGAAGAUUAGUUUUGGCUCAUAUUCUUAGUCGUCGUCAGGCCGCGCUCAUCUCAUCAACCGUCAAUGUAAAAGCUCAUCUCAAAACUAAAAACAAAGAUGCAGAUGAGUGUUUUCAUCCUACCAACUUCUCCUGGAGCCAGAGCUGAGUAGAGACACAAAGAAACACAGAUUUUGAAAAUGUGCUAACUGCCAAAGAAAGCUCUUUUGAUAUAAAUGCUAAAUCCUUAGUUUUGGAUGAAUUCUGAAUGCAUGAUCUUGAACCAGCUAACCAGCUGUCCUUGAUAGCUACAUGCUAGUGUGGCUAGCAGCUAUAGACUUGUUAGGAUGGGUAUGCUGUGCAUAUAGAGAGGCGAAGUCCCGCCGCUGCCAUUGGACCCUAGGGGACCUUAUUGAGGAAAUAAAUAUGUACGGUAGUUUGCGGCGAGAGACAAAUAAUAUUUUGAUAGCGUUUGAAUUGUGGCAUGAAAGAAGGUUCCAUGGUGGUCCACCGGGGGGGGGGGGGGCUUCGCCUCUCCUCUCUAUAUGCACCGAUUACUAGCUCAUGGCAUCUUUUAGGCAGAAGCUGUAGCAGGUUUUGGCUUUUGUUGAGCAACUGCAAAAUCAAAAAAGCAUCCUGACGUAGUGCGUUGUCACGCUCAGAGGUUCUCAUAUGUUUGUCUUUUAUUAUUAUUUAUUUCGGCACUCAACAUUACAUAAAGAACAGAGCCUCCGUUUAACGUUAAGUCCUCAGUUUAACGUUAAGUCCUCCAUUCAACGUUAAGUCCCUCUAAAGACGCCACUAAAGUCACACGCCAACAAGUAAACAACACAACCGUUUUACCACGACCCCAGACCGUGGUUACGGACGUUAAACCGUCCCCUAACGUUUCGUAUAUAUAAUGUCCAGACAACAGGAACUUCUUUGAAAUCUCCACAUAAUAAUUAUCCUCCCUUUUACACGUGAAGUGGAGCCGCCACCAAACUCAUUACCAAAUAACGGCUCUCAUUUUCAUUGACUUUACAAAAAUGAUCUUUCACAAAACUGCUCAGGUUGUUCACUAACAUUAAUGUUCACUAACAUUACGUUAGCUAGCUAACAUAAGGUAGCAAUAUUAGCUCACAUCCAGGAGAUUUACAACGGUAACGUUAUUAUUACACAAACCAGACCAAACCAGACAAAAUAACAUUUCAAACUACGGAUACUGUCAGUAAAAUACUCAGCGCUGAAAUGCAGACGUGCUGCUGAGCGCCUCGCGGUCGCGGUCGCUGCCUCUAACGGCGGCCAGAGGUUGUCGGAGCAAAGAUCGAGGUCCUAUAAUGCAACUAUGCGAUUCACGUGGUAUGGACAAUUUCCAUUAAAGUAUGCAGUCAUAUAAGUGUUAAUAUACAGAUGUUUCUGAGUGUGCUUCUGGCAGAUAAACAGCAGCUGGAGACACUAAAGUAGCGUGAUGUUGUUCAGCUGCUUAAUAAGGAUGAGGUGUAAUGCUCAUAAUCUGGGAGUCUUUACCAAUAGCUGGAUGCAUCGAUGAUCUGGAAGUUGUUCUGCUGGAUUCAGGGAUGUAGGACAUCAACACGUCUUAGUUGAAGCGGCGCCCUGCUCUCACCUGCUCCACGGGGUUUGUUUCAGUCAGUACAUGCCAUCGGAAGAUGAUGCGAGCAACAUGAUGUAUUAGAUUGCACCGUGUGAACUCUCAAACUAGGAUUAAUCUGAAUUUGAAGUUCAUCUCAUUAGUGACAUUUCAUCUCAGGACCAGACAGAUACUCAUCUCCACUGAACUUCAUAGAGUGAAUUCAUCUCGUUGGUUAAGUGAAGGAGGAACUCAGAAGAUGGACGGAGAGGGAAAAAGAGACUGAUCCGGCCUCCACAUAUCUGUCAGUGCUGACGGGAAAGCAUUGGCCACAGACCAGGACUAGACCGCCGAUGUCUCCCACAAACUAUCAGGAUGUUUUACAAGCCGGAGCUACAUGCCGUUCCCUCUCCGUCUCCGUCCGUGACGGGGCCUCACGUCAAACCUCCCGGCCAAAACCUGCCAGUUUUAAGUUGCUCUGCUUCCUGGCAAACACGCCGACAUGUUGCUGAUUCAAAGGUCGUUCUGUUUAACCAGUAAGCCUCUGUGGUAUCACAAGCAUAUCACUUCUUUAAACAAAAUGUCUUUGUUUCAAUGUUAAAAAGUGUAAUUUAGUUCUCUGAAUAACAGAGGAUUGGGUUCUACA
Sebastes umbrosus (honeycomb rockfish) is the source of this 4850-nucleotide messenger RNA. RefSeq names its product SRY-box transcription factor 18 (gene sox18). Bases 878 to 2578 code for a protein of 566 amino acids. The record is from RefSeq and is a predicted model, not a curated record. Gene Ontology annotation, molecular function: RNA polymerase II cis-regulatory region sequence-specific DNA binding; DNA-binding transcription factor activity, RNA polymerase II-specific. Gene Ontology annotation, biological process: lymphangiogenesis; angiogenesis; positive regulation of transcription by RNA polymerase II. Lineage: Eukaryota; Metazoa; Chordata; Actinopteri; Perciformes; Sebastidae. The transcript has 2 exons.